This is a messenger RNA of Penaeus monodon (black tiger shrimp), 2299 nucleotides long. RefSeq names its product nephrin-like. Gene Ontology annotation, molecular function: protein binding. The record is from RefSeq and is a predicted model, not a curated record. NCBI's taxonomy places the organism in Eukaryota, Metazoa, Arthropoda, Malacostraca, Decapoda, Penaeidae.
AAUGGCUCUCGGAAUGGACGGUAGUGCGAGGUCAAGCCGAAUUGCCGUGUAUCGUACCCAUGCCUAUGGACAAGACAGACAAGCCACUCUUGGUGCUGUGGUACAAGGAGAGCCAGGCCACCGUGCCCAUAUACAGCUACGACACCCGCAGUGGGCCGUUCGACCAGGGCGUGCGAUGGGCGGACACUGGCUACCUGGGCACGCGGGCGUUCUUCAGGAUCUUGUCCGACCCGCCCACGCUGGUGGUGGAGGACGUGAAAGUAGCGGACCAGGCCGUGUACACUUGCCGGGUCGACUAUAAGAUACGACCUUCGGCAAUCACCAAGGUCAACCUCACUGUUAUAGUGCCCCCUGGCCCCCCACUCAUCCUGAACUCCUCGGGGCACCAGCUGCAGGAGGAGGUUGGGCCGCUAGAGGAAGGGCGCCACACACAGCUCACGUGUCGGUCUGCGGGCGGCUCCCCCACGCCCACGCUCACCUGGUGGCGCGACGGCGAGAGACUCAACCAGGUCGGUCGCUUCAACGGGCUAAGCGUCGAGAGCCGGAUCAGCCUGGAGGCGACCCGUAACCUGCACGGCGCCACACUCACCUGCCAAGCGCUCAACAACAACAUCACUGAACCGUCGUCUACUUCCAUAACCAUCAAAGUCAUGCUACGCCCGAUCUCCGUGGAAAUCGUGGGCGGCGUCGGCACCCUUUCCUCCGGCCGCCCCGUCGAACUGGUCUGUCGCGCCGUUGGGUCGAGGCCGCCCGCGCACAUCACGUGGAUUAAGGGCAACAAACAGGUCACCGAAGUCAGGCAUACGGUGAUGAACGGCGGGAACGUAACGACUGGCUCGAUCAUCCUGGUCCCCUCGCGAACGGACGACGGGAAGCGGCUGACCUGUCGUGCUUCCAACCCCGACAUCCCUCACUCAGUCCUGGAGGAUUCGGUGACCUUGGCUGUGCUGUACAAGCCCGAGGUGGAGCUGGCACUCGGCCCGGCACUCGACCCCGAUGCCAUCAAGCAAGGCGACGAUGUCUACUUCGAGUGCACGAUCCACGCCAACCCCGAAGUGCACCGCGUCUCCUGGUUCCAUAAUGGUGAGCUGCUGGAGACGAACAGGAGCGCCGGACUGCUUAUCUCAGGGACAAGUUUGGUGUUGCAGAAGGUGCGGCGGGAGCGAGCUGGCGUCUACACCUGCGCGGCUCACAACUCCGAAGGGCAGGGCUCCAGCAACGCCGUUUCCUUGAACAUUAUGUUCGCGCCCGUGUGCAGCACCCCGAGCAGGCGGACCCAGGGCGUGGCGCGCAUGGAGAGCGCCAAAGUGGUGUGUCAGGUAGAAGCCUACCCGCCGCAGGUGAACUUCACGUGGCGCUUCAACGGGUCGACGGAGGGGGGCGAGGCCGUGCCCCUGCAGGCCAUCCGCAACAAGGGCACCUCGUCCAUGCUCAACUACACGGCUUCGCUCGAGCAGGACUACGGAACGCUGCUGUGCUGGGCCACCAACCUGAUCGGCGUGCAGCGGGAGCCCUGUGUCAUCCACCUCAUUCCCGCAGGACCACCAGACGCCCCCCGCAACUGCUCCAUCGCCAACCAGACGAGCGAAGCGCUGGUGGUGGAGUGCAGCCCCGGCUUCGACGGAGGCCUCCCGCAGCACUUCCAGAUGGAGGCCUGGGACGAGAACACGCUCCUCUCCAACACGUCCAGUUACGCUCCCGAGUUCGUGGUUCGUGGGUUGGAGGCUGGGAUGGGGGUCACGCUCAAGGUCAGAGCCUCCAACAACAGAGGUCAAAGUGCAACGGUGACCCUUGAGGCAGACAUUAUGAAGGUCGCUGAGAAGAGAAUGGGUCCUCCAGAGGAAGUGUUGGUACCGCCGCCUGGUCCUCACCCACUACGCUCACCGCGCGCGCCCACAGAACCGGCGGCAGAAGAGCGACCCGACGCCCACGCUCACUAACGUCUACGUGGGCGGUGGCCCGGACGAUGAGACGAAGGCAAUGGCGGCAUCCGGCAACCCCGAUGUUGUCAGAAGCACAGGAGGCGAGGACGCAGGCGCCGAGGACCUGUCUGCCGUGGGCGCCACCCGUUGCAUGGAAGCCGUGGCCAUCCUGCAGGGCAACAACGUGGCCAGCGUCGCCACCACACUCCCCAGCGCCCGCAAGGCGAGUCCAGGCCCGCGGCUCGGAAUCUCGGAAAAACUUUGCAUUUAUCGUAGCUGACUGUAUUUCCUAGGAUAUUCACACUAUGCUCUGGUAGUCUGUUCAUAUUGCACACUAGUAGACUUUGACUGUUCAGACUAUGCUCUGAUAGACUGUU